Molecule: messenger RNA, 2363 nt
Organism: Photinus pyralis (common eastern firefly)
Lineage: Eukaryota; Metazoa; Arthropoda; Insecta; Coleoptera; Lampyridae
Product: zinc finger protein 708-like
Exons: 1
Coding region: 157-1989 (610 amino acids)
Biological process (GO): regulation of transcription by RNA polymerase II
Cellular component (GO): nucleus
Molecular function (GO): DNA-binding transcription factor activity, RNA polymerase II-specific; RNA polymerase II transcription regulatory region sequence-specific DNA binding
Source: RefSeq, a predicted model, not a curated record
UUCACGCAUGUUGUAUUGUAUUGUAUUGCCUUUGCUUUAGUGAAAAUCUCAUUACACGUUACACCACAGACUUUCCAAGUGUAUUUAGUUAAACAACCCUAUUUAUUCAACUGUGUUUAGAUCUCCAUUUUUAAAGCGCCUCCUACGCGUGAAGAUAUGUCUACAAUUGUUAAAGUGGAACCGAAACAAGAAGAAGAAAUAAGUAAAUACCUUGCGGAGAAGAUUUUUCUUACAAAUGAUGUCUCUGCAACUGUAAAACAGGAAUCUAAUGUGAUUACAAUUAGUGCAAAUUGUUCUAAAGACAGUCAGGGAGAUGAAUAUCUUGGAAACAAAUAUCAGGAAAAUUUAUUACAUAAUAAGCGUCAACUAGUUUCAGAAAACUUUGAAUGUACCCAGUGUGGUUUUGCAACCAAUAGUCGCUUCCAUUUCAAAAGACAUUCAUUAAUACACGAUCCCAGGGCGUUAAAAUGUACUCAUUGUGACUUCUCAACCAGUUAUAAAUCUAGUUUGAAGAUACAUGUGUUAACACAUAAGACCUCUAAAGAUUUUAAGUGUGGUCAAUGUGAUUAUGCAACCCACAAUCGUACCCAUCUUAAAUAUCAUCUGUUAAAACAUAGGGCUUCCAAGGAUAUCAAAUGUGCCUACUGUGACUUCUCAACCAAUUAUAAAUUUAAUUUAAAGUCGCAUAUGUCUGUACAUAAGACAUCCAAAGAAUUUAUGUGUGGCCAGUGUGAUUAUGCAACUAAUAAUAGUGCCCAUUUUAAAAGUCAUCUGUUAACUCACAGAACUUCCAAGGAUAUAAAAUGUGCCCAUUGUGACUAUGCAACCAAUUAUAAAUCUAAUUUAAAAAUACAUGUGUUAACACACAAAUCAUCAAAGGAUUUUAAGUGUGUCCAGUGUGAUUAUGCAACCAAUAAUAGUGCCCAUUUUAAAAGUCAUCUAUUAACUCACAGGACUUCUAAAGAUAUAAAAUGUACCCAUUGUGACUUCGCAACCAAUUAUAAAUUUCAUUUAAAGAAACAUCUGUUAGCACAUAAUAAGACAUCUAAAGAUUUUAAGUGUAUCCAGUGUGAUUACGCAACCAAUAAUAGUGCUAAUUUUAAAGGUCAUCUGUUAACUCACACGACUUCCAAGAAUAUAAAAUGUGCUCUGUGUGACUUCUCAACCCAUUAUAAAUCUACUUUAAAGACUCAUUUCUUAACACAUACUGCAUCUAAAGCUUUUGUAUGUACUCAGUGUAAUUAUGCAACCAAUAGACGCUCCAAUUUCAAAACACAUUCGUUAAUACACGGCCCCAAGGCUUUAAAAUGUGCUCAUUGUAACUUCGCAACCAAUUAUAAAUCUAGUUUGAAGUCGCAUAUGUCGGCACAUAUGAAAUCUAAAGAAUUCAUGUGUGUCCAAUGUGAUUAUGCAACCAAUAAUAGUACCUAUUUUAAAAGUCAUCUGUUAACUCACAGGACUUCAAAGGAUAUAAAAUGUGCCCAUUGUGACUUCGCAACCAAGUAUAAGUCUAAUAUAAAAAUUCAUAUGUUAAUACACAAAACAUCAAAAGAUUUUAAGUGUGUCCAGUGUGAUUAUGCGACCAAUUGUAAAUCUAACUUAAAAAUACAUGUGGUAACACACAAGACUUCUAAAGAUUUCAAAUGUGCUCAGUGUGAUUUUGCAAGCAAUUAUAAAUCUCGUUUAAAAGCACAUCUAUUAACACAUAAAACAUUUAAAGAUUUUAAGUGUGUCCAGUGUGAUUUUGCUACCAAUAUUAAAUCUAAUUUAAAAACGCAUCUAUUAACGCAUAAAACAUCUAAAGAUUUAAAAUGUGCCCAGUGUGACUACUCAACCAAUUAUAAAUCUAGUUUAAAAACACAUAUGUUAAUACAUAGGACGUCUAAAGAUUUAACGUGCGCCCAAUGUGAUUUUGCAACCAAUAAUGGUGCAUAUUUUAAAAAGCAUAUGGUCGCACAUAAGAGGACUAAAGAUUUAAAAUGUGCUUAGUGUUAUUUUGAAACCAAUUAUAAAUUUAGUCUUAAGGCGCAUAUGGUUAAGACAUAUGUAGCUUAGGAUUUGUAUGCAUUUACAUGUUUUCGCUACUCACUUUAAGCAAAUGCAAAAUUCAUACUCGCUGUUGAAAAUGCAAGUAGUGCGUAAAUUUUAACUCUGGACCCACAGAUCUCCUAAGUUCCAUUCUUAAAUAUACAUGUCAAAUGCCCCUUAAGAUAUGCAACCAAUCUUACUUAUUUUCAAAUGUUUUUCAAUAAACUUCCAUAUCUGAACUAUGUGUAUAAAUGUACAAAAAAAGAAAAAUGGAAAUGUUACAGAUGUGGUUUAAUAUAGUAAUUUGCUGCUAAAUAUCUUGAUAAGCCAAUUCA